Messenger RNA from Ceratosolen solmsi marchali, 582 nucleotides. Its product is annotated as trypsin theta-like. The transcript has 4 exons. Gene Ontology annotation, biological process: proteolysis. NCBI's taxonomy places the organism in Eukaryota, Metazoa, Arthropoda, Insecta, Hymenoptera, Agaonidae. Gene Ontology annotation, molecular function: serine-type endopeptidase activity. Bases 1 to 582 code for a protein of 193 amino acids. The record is from RefSeq and is a predicted model, not a curated record.
AUGAAUUUACGAAUUACAAUCUUUUUUGGACAGUUCAUCAUAUUCUUUGUGAUUGAGGAUGAGAAUAAUGUAUUGGAAGUAAAUCAUUUUUGUACGGGAACACUAAUUUCAAAUAAAGUUGUUAUAACUGCUGAACAUUGCUUAUUAGAGAAAGAAUUGACUAAUGUUCGGGUAAUUGUCGGAUCGAUUGACGUAAGAUUGGGAAAAAGAUAUCGAAUAUUCCAUUGGUUGUCGUAUAAUCAAUGGCUUAAAGUAUUGACUUCAAAGGAUGAAUUUGAGAAACAUGAUGUUGCUGUUUUACAGUUAACAGAAGAGGUGCCUAAUAAUAUCCAACCAGUGCCUAUUUCAAAUCUUAAAUCUUUUGAAAUAUUUGGAAGUAAUGUAAUAUCAUCGGGUUGGGGUAGUUCGAAUACUUUUAUACUUCCUAUAUUGAUGGAAACCGUUGCUUUAAAAAUCAUACCAAAUAAUCAAUGUGAACUAGUUAUUAAAAAAGUCCAAAGGAAAAGAAUUCCCAUUCCUGAAAGAAUAUUGUGCAGUUCUUCAAUGCCGCCUGCGAUAGUGACCUACAAAAUUCAACUAUGA